This is a messenger RNA of Kogia breviceps (pygmy sperm whale), 7817 nucleotides long. The record is from RefSeq and is a predicted model, not a curated record. NCBI's taxonomy places the organism in Eukaryota, Metazoa, Chordata, Mammalia, Artiodactyla, Physeteridae.
AGGGGAAGCAGCAAACUUUCCAGGGGACCCCUCAACCACCCCUGUCUCUUCUUCCCAGACCCAGAAAGAAAGAGUGGAGAAGGCGGAAGGAAAGUCACCCUGCUUUAGGAAAAAUAGGGGAGUGGGAGGUGGGCCGCGGAGGGGCAGCCAGGCCUCAAAGUGAGCCACCCCAAACGUGUGGUGGCGGCGUGUGGUGGCAAUACGCCCGGCGGCCCACUCCCCAAACCAGCUGUCCUAGCGGCGCCAAGAGGGUGGGGGUGGGCUCUCCGCCGGGGGGUCAGGUCAAGCAGCCAGCGCGGGUGGGGGCGGGGGAGGAGCGGACGCUAUGCGCGGCGCAGGCGCAGAGCGCGUCUCGGUUGUCAAACAUGGCUGAAGUGCUGCCGCUGCCGCUACUGCUGCUGCAGGGAAAAUGCUGAGCCCUCCUGGACCGGGUGGGCGGCGGCGGCGAAGGCGGCAACGGGCACCCGCUUCCCCGGCGCGGCGGCGGCGGCCAUGGCCCGGCUGGCCGACUACUUCAUCGUAGUAGGCUACGACCACGAGAAGCCAGGGUCAGGAGCAGGUCUGGGGAAAAUAAUCCAGAGGUUUCCACAGAAGGACUGGGAUGAUACACCUUUUCCACAGGGAGUUGAACUGUUUUGUCAGCCUGGAGGGUGGCAGCUGUCCAGAGAGAGGAAGCAGCCAACGUUUUUUGUGGUGGUCCUGACAGAUAUUGACUCAGAUCGACAUUACUGCUCAUGCCUAACCUUUUAUGAGGCAGAGAUCAAUCUUCAGGGAACAAAGAAAGAUGAGAUUGAAGGUGAAGUGGAAGUGUCUGGUUUAAUUCAGCCUGCAGAAGUGUUUGCUCCCAAAAGCCUGGUGUUGGUAUCCAGAUUAGAUUAUCCAGAAAUUUUUAGGGCUUGCCUGGGUUUGAUCUAUACUGUAUAUGUGGACAGUCUGAAUGUCUCCUUGGAAAGUCUCAUUGCAAACCUGUGUGCGUGUCUUGUCCCAGCGGCUGGAGGGUCUCAGAAGCUGUUUUCCUUGGGUGCAGGAGAUAGACAGCUGAUCCAGACUCCACUGCAUGAUAGUCUUCCUGUCACAGGCACUAGUGCGGCUCUCCUGUUCCAGCAAUUGGGAAUUCAGAAUGUCCUCAGCCUCUUCUGUGCAGUCCUCACAGAAAAUAAGGUUCUCUUCCAUUCUGCAAGUUUCCAGAGACUUAGUGAUGCUUGUAGAGCCCUGGAAUCAUUAAUGUUUCCUCUUAAAUAUAGUUAUCCUUAUAUUCCUAUUCUCCCGGCUCAGCUACUGGAAGUUCUGAGUUCCCCAACGCCUUUCAUUAUUGGAGUACAUUCUGUCUUUAAAACUGAUGUUCAUGAGCUUUUAGAUGUAAUCAUAGCUGAUUUGGAUGGAGGCACUAUUAAAAUUCCUGAAUGUAUUCACCUCUCUUCCCUUCCGGAACCACUUCUACAUCAGACUCAAGCAGCUCUUUCUUUGAUUCUACACCCAGAUUUGGAAGUAGCAGAUCAUGCUUUUCCCCCUCCACGAACGGCUUUAUCCCAUUCAAAAAUGCUGGAUAAAGAAGUACGUGCAGUUUUUCUUAGAUUAUUUGCACAGCUUUUCCAAGGAUAUAGAUCAUGCUUACAACUCAUAAGAAUUCAUGCAGAACCAGUAAUACAUUUUCAUAAGACAGCUUUCUUGGGACAGCGUGGUUUGGUUGAGAAUGAUUUCCUCACAAAAGUUCUCAAUGGAAUGGCAUUUGCAGGUUUUGUUUCAGAAAGAGGUCCUCCCUAUAGAUCCUGUGAUCUUUUUGAUGAGUUGGUAGCUUUUGAAGUGGAGCGAAUUAAAGUUGAAGAAAAUAACCCACUGAAGAUGAUAAAGCAUGUCAGAGAACUUGCUGAGCAGCUAUUCAAAAAUGAAAAUCCAAACCCUCAUAUGGCGUUUCAGAAAGUUCCACGUCCAACAGAAGGAUCCCACUUGCGAGUUCAUAUUCUUCCUUUCCCAAAGAUUAAUGAAACUCGGGUACAGGAAUUAAUACAGGAAAAUCUUGCCAAGAACCAGAAUGCACCUCCUGCUUCAAGAGUGGAAAAGAAAUGUGUUGUGCCUGCAGGUCCACCCGUUGUUUCAAUAAUGGAUAAGGUGACAACAGUUUUCAACAGUGCACAGAGAUUGGAAGUUGUUAGAAACUGCAUCUCAUUCAUAUUUGAAAAUAAAACAUUGGAGACUGAAAAGACCCUUCCUGCUGCACUGAGAGCCCUUAAAGGAAAGGCAGCAAGACAGUGUCUCACUGAUGAGCUGGGUUUACAUGUUCAGCAAAACCGGGCAAUAUUAGACCAUCAACAGUUCGACUACAUAAUAAGGAUGAUGAACUGUACUCUACAGGAUUGUUCAAGUUUAGAAGAAUAUAACAUUGCUGCAGCAUUACUCCCUUUGACCAGUGCUUUCUAUAGGAAACUGGCCCCUGGAGUCAGCCAGUUUGCUUACACCUGUGUACAGGACCACCCCAUUUGGACGAAUCAGCAAUUUUGGGAGACAACCUUUUACAAUGCGGUGCAAGAACAGGUUCGAUCCCUGUAUCUCUCAGUCAAGGAAGACAAUCAUGCCCCACAUCUGAAGCAAAAGGGUAAACUGCCUGAUGACCAAUAUCAGGAGAAGACAGCAAUGGACCUGGCAGCCGAGCAGCUACGCCUUUGGCCUACUUUGAGCAAAUCAGCUCAGCAGGAGCUGGUGCAACGUGAGGAAAGCACUGUCUUCAGUCAGGCCAUUCACUUUGCAAACCUCAUGGUCAAUCUGCUAGUUCCACUAGAUACAAGUAAAAACAAACUCCUAAGAACGUCAGCACCAGGAGACUGGGAAAGUGGGAGCAACAGCAUUGUCACAAACAGUAUUGCAGGAAGUGUAGCUGAGAGCUAUGAUACAGAAAGUGGGUUUGAAGAUUCAGAGAAUAAUGACAUUGCCAAUUCUGUUGUGCGUUUCAUUACCCGAUUUAUUGACAAAGUUUGUACAGAGAGUGGAGUUACUCAGGAUCACAUCAAGAGCCUGCAUUGCAUGAUACCAGGAAUUGUAGCUAUGCACGUUGAAACCCUAGAAGCAGUGCAUCGAGAAAGUAGAAGACUUCCACCUAUACAGAAGCCCAAGAUUCUUAGACCUGCUCUACUGCCAGGAGAAGAAAUUGUUUGUGAAGGUCUUCGAGUCCUGCUGGAUCCUGAUGGAAGAGAAGAAGCCACUGGAGGCCUUCUUGGAGGCCCUCAGCUCCUGCCGGCGGAAGGAGCCUUGUUCCUCACCACAUACAGAAUUCUGUUCAGAGGGACUCCCCAUGAUCAGCUAGUUGGUGAGCAGACAGUUGUGCGAAGUUUUCCCAUUGCCUCCAUCACCAAGGAGAAGAAGAUUGCAGUGCAGAACCAGCUACAACAGAACAUGCAAGAAGGACUGCAGAUCACAUCAGCAUCUUUUCAGUUGAUUAAAGUAGCAUUUGAUGAAGAAGUGAGUCCAGAAGUAGUAGAGAUCUUUAAAAAACAGCUGAUGAAGUUUCGUUAUCCUCAGUCCAUUUUUACCACCUUUGCUUUUGCUGCGGGACAAACUACCCCACAAAUAAUUUUACCCAAGCAGAAGGAAAAGAACACUUCCUUUCGCACCUUCUCAAAAACAAUUGUGAAAGGUGCCAAAAGGGCAGGGAAAAUGACAAUUGGGCGGCAGUAUUUAUUGAAGAGGAGGACAGGGACAAUUGUGGAAGAGAGAGUGAACCGUCCUGGAUGGAAUGAAGAGGAUGACAUAUCUGUUUCAGAUGAUAGUGAACUCCCCACAAGUACCACCCUGAAGGCUUCGGAGAAAUCUACAAUGGAACAGUUAGUGGAAAAAGCUUGUUUCAGAGACUAUCAGCGUUUAGGUUUGGGAACCAUAAGUAGCAGCUCUUCUCGCUCAAAACCAGAGUACUUUCGAAUCACUGCCUCCAACAGGAUGUAUUCACUCUGCCGGAGCUAUCCUGGCCUUUUAGUUGUACCUCAAGCUGUACAGGACAGUAGUUUACCAAGAGUAGCCCGCUGCUAUCGACACAAUCGCCUGCCUGUUGUAUGUUGGAAGAACUCAAGAAGCAGUACCCUGCUUCUCCGAUCUGGAGGCUUCCAUGGGAAGGGAGUAGUUGGCCUUUUUAAAUCUCAGAACUCCCCUCAGGCAGCUCCUACCUCCUCUUUAGAAUCUUCCAGUAGCAUAGAACAAGAAAAGUACUUGCAAGCCUUACUGAGUGCAGUAUCUGUCCAUCAGAAACUCAGUGGUAAUAACACCCUUACUGUCAGGCCAGCACUUGCUCUGUCUCCAGUGCAUGGGUACAGAGAUAAAUGUUUUACUCAGUCAAAUCCCAAAUCUUCAGCUAAGGGAAGAGUCCAUUAUCAAGGUGUUUGGGCAAGUCUUCGCUCUAGCACUCGCCUGAUCAGCUCUCCAACAUCCUUCAUUGAUGUUGGCGCCCGGCUGGCAGGCAAGGAUCACUCGACGUCCUUCAGUAACAGCACUUACCUGCAAAACCAGCUCUUGAAGCGCCAAGCAGCCCUUUAUAUAUUUGGUGAGAAGUCACAGCUAAGGAACUUCAAGUUAGAAUUUGCUUUAAAUUGUGAGUUUGUACCUGUUGAAUUUCAUGACAUCCGACAAGUGAAAGCCAGUUUUAAAAAACUGAUGAGAGCUUGUGUCCCAAGCACCAUCCCUACUGACUCAGAAGUGACCUUCCUGAGAGCCCUGGGAGACUCUGAGUGGUUCCCACAGCUUCACAGGAUAUUGCAGCUCGCUGUGGUUGUAUCAGAAGUACUUGAGAAUGGUUCCUCAGUUUUGGUGUGUCUGGAAGAAGGCUGGGACAUCACUGCACAAGUGACCUCCCUGGUUCAGUUACUCAGUGAUCCCUUUUAUAGGACACUUGAAGGCUUCCGGAUGCUGGUCGAAAAAGAGUGGCUCUCUUUUGGUCAUAAAUUCAGUCAGCGGAGCAGCUUGACCCUCAGCUGUCAGGGCAGUGGUUUCACUCCAGUCUUCCUACAGUUCUUAGAUUGUGUACACCAGGUUCACAACCAGUAUCCAACUGAGUUUGAAUUCAAUCCCUAUUACUUAAAGUUCUUGGCUUUCCACUAUGUGUCUAAUCGCUUUAAAACAUUUCUCCUGGAUUCAGACUAUGAAAGAUUAGAGCACGGAACUUUAUUUGAUGAUAAAGGAGACAAGCAUGCCAAAAGAGGAAUUUGUAUUUGGGAGUGUAUCGAUAGAAUGCACAAGAGGAGUCCCAUUUUCUUUAAUUAUUUAUAUUCACCAGUGGAAACAGAGGCCCUGAAGCCCAAUGUAAACGUUUCCAGCCUCAAGAAGUGGGAUUACUAUGUAGAGGAGACCCUUUCCACAGGGCCUUCAUAUGACUGGACAAUGCUGACCCCUAAGCAGUUCCCCUCCGAAGACUCUGAACUGGCCAGAGGAGCUGGGCCCCAGAGCCAGAGGAGAACAGUGUGGCCGUGCUAUGAUGAUGUCAGCUGUGCUCAGCCCGAUGCUCUCACCAGCCUUGUCAGUGAAAUUGAAAGACUGGAGCAUAAAUUGAACCAAACAGCUGAGAAGUGGCAGCAGCUAUGGGAACGGGUAACUGUGGACCUUAAAGAAGAGCCCAGAGCAGACCGUCCCCAGAGACACCCUUUGGGCUCCCCAGGAAUUGUGUCUACCAACCUCCCUUCCUAUCAGAAGAGGUCUCUGUUGCAUCUCCCAGACAGCAGCAUGGGGGAGGAACAGAACGCCAGCAUCUCCCCAUCCAACGGAGUGGACCGGAGAGCAGCCACGCUGUACAGCCAGUACACGUCCAAGAAUGAUGAAAACAGGUCCUUUGAGGGAACGCUCUACAAAAGAGGGGCUUUGCUGAAAGGUUGGAAGCCCCGCUGGUUCGUUUUGGAUGUAACAAAACAUCAGCUGCGAUACUAUGACUCGGGUGAGGACACAAGCUGUAAAGGCCACAUUGAUCUGGCUGAAGUAGAAAUGGUCAUCCCUGCUGGCCCCAGCAUGGGAGCCCCAAAGCACACGAGUGACAAAGCUUUCUUUGAUCUCAAGACCAGCAAACGUGUGUAUAACUUCUGUGCCCAGGACGGACAGAGUGCCCAGCAGUGGAUGGACAGGAUCCAGAGCUGUAUCUCUGACGCCUGAUGCCCACGGUCAACCCAAACAGAAGAGGGAGGAGGGGCUUGUGCUGCCAGAUAGGAAAAAAGUGUGUGAGUCCUUGAGAAGCUGACAGCUUCCUGCUGGUUCUGAUGAGUCAUCCUAGAGCCUAAGGUUCUCCUACCCAGACUUACCCAUUCCCCUCUUUUAGCAGUUGCUAAGUCUGCUUAGCCUGAGUGGAUGUGUUACACAGGUCUGGUCAAGAGCCCUAGGCCCUCCCUGUAUCUUGCACUAGGUUGUUCUAACAGGGUCUUCAUGGUUAGGGAUCAGAAGAAUAUGCUUCCUGAGCCAACCGUCAUCCAUCCUCUAGGCAAAGUGGCUACCACCUAGCUGGGUCCUUCUUCAUGAAAGAUAGAUCCUUUUUGUUCUCCAAGGUCCUAAUAUCCUUGGAGAGUUUUCUGACAAGCAAAAAUCAAAAUCCUCCAAGACUAUCUUCCAUUCUGCAUAGAAUAGAUUUCCCAUCAAAGGCUCCAAUUCUUACUGCCUGACCUUAGAGAUGCUCAGUUCUCUGGUGCUGUCAAAGGUGCUUCCGUGAUACCUGCUCGACCAUUGGGGUUCACAGCAAGACCAUCAGUGCUCGGUGGCAGGCAAAGGGGGGCACACAAGAUUAUCCUGAUGGAAAAAGAUUGUCCAGAGAAUGAUGCAGUAAUCACCGGGCCAAUGCAGGAAAAUACUGCUUCCAAAGCACGGAACUUUCUAGGCCAAAGGUGUCCUGAGGAUGCAGGACUUUGUGUUCCCAUGUAUUCUUCUGCUCCCUGACAGCUUCUUACACAAAAUAACAUGCAAAAAGCUGAAUGCACUAACUCACAAAACAGACACUUGCACUGAACUAAUAAAGUGGAGAUGUUUGAGAGACAGAAGCCAGCUGUUUAUGACCACACGACCCCUAUGACAAGGGCUGUGUAAACCGAGGUCGCACUGUGGCAUGACUGGAUACCCAAACGGCACCUCUGCACGUGAACAGUAGGGACUUGUUUGGUCUUUAGGUUUUCUUUACUUUUGAUAGCCUGCCUUUGUUCAGCUUAAGACACCAGGAAUGCUGUUUCUUACGGCGCACAGAAACAGCUUUUCUGCAACGGCCGCUGCCGUUGGCUGGAGUCGUAGGUAGCUAGAUCAUUACAUUUGUUUUGAAAUGUUAAUAUGUUAAAUACCAAACUAAUAUUUCAAAAAUAUGUAUAUAUGAGUUCUUAUAUCCUUGUUUUUCAGAUAGUCUGCUUAUAAUUUAAUAUAAAAUUAACUAAUUCAUUCAUAAAAUUUCAGUAGUGAAAUGGUUCCCUUUUUAAAAAGCCACUUUGUAGAUUAAAAAUAAGUCAGAUUUUCAAAUUUAAAAUUAUCUACACACUAGAAAAUAGAAUUGUGUUAAUAUAUAAGAAAUUGGGGGAUGAUAAGAAUGAAGGAUUUUUCUAUCAUUUUCAUUUUAUAAAUUGCCACCUGUGAAAAUGGUUUUUGCACAUUAUUUGUAUUUUUCUUUGUAUAUGAAAUAAUUUUUUGUACUCUGUAAAAUAUGGAGCCCGUUGUACCCUCAGCUAUUUGAGACUUUACACAGUGCUUCUUUUGUAACUGGAUUCUUGUAACUUUCAUGAAGGCGCUACAUGCCUUGCAUUCACUAACCACCUUGAAUUAAAUUUAUUUCUUAAGAAAAAGCAUCCCUCAUUUACUGAAAUAAAGUUCACUGUGCAUUGCUUAGC